This is a messenger RNA of Acomys russatus (golden spiny mouse), 1126 nucleotides long. It is a transcript of the gene Asrgl1, whose product is annotated as asparaginase and isoaspartyl peptidase 1. The record is from RefSeq and is a predicted model, not a curated record. Lineage: Eukaryota; Metazoa; Chordata; Mammalia; Rodentia; Muridae. Gene Ontology annotation, molecular function: asparaginase activity. Bases 114 to 1070 code for a protein of 318 amino acids. The transcript has 7 exons.
CCCACCCUCGUGCGCAGGCGCAGAACCGUUGCCGGCCGAGCGGUUGCGGGCUGGCGGAGAGUUUUGCUGUCUAGUGUCUUAGCCAGCUUGACCUCCGUUAGGUCCGCGGCUCCAUGGCGGCCUCACCCCGAGGCUCCAUCGACGACCGUCUUGUGGUGGUAGUCCACGGUGGUGGAGCCAGCAACAUCUCGGCCAACCGGAAAGAGCGGGUGCGCGAGGGCAUUGCCAAAGCCGCUACGGAGGGCUACAACAUCCUCAGGGGCGGAGGGAGCGCGGUAGAUGCUGUGGAAGGAGCCGUGACUGUCCUGGAAAACGACCCGGAGUUCAACGCAGGUUGUGGGUCUGUCCUGAAUGUAAACGGUGAUGUUGAGAUGGACGCUAGUAUCAUGGAUGGGAAGAACCUGUCUGUGGGAGCAGUGUCUGCUGUGCGCUGUGUCGCAAAUCCCAUUAAACUUGCACGGCUUGUUAUGGAAAAGACACCUCAUUGCUUUCUGACUGGCCAUGGUGCAGAAAAAUUUGCGGCAGACAUGGGGAUUCCAGAGAUUCCUGUAGAAAAACUGAUAACGGAGAGAAGCAAGAAACAGCUGGAGAAGGAGAAGCUUGAGAAGGGAGCACAGAAAGCUGACUGCCCUAAAAACUCGGGAACGGUGGGUGCUGUUGCAUUGGACUGCAAAGGAAACGUGGCUUAUGCAACCUCUACUGGGGGGAUUGUCAAUAAAAUGGUUGGCCGAGUUGGAGACUCGCCUUGCAUAGGAGCUGGAGGUUAUGCAGAUAAUAACCUCGGAGCCGUUUCAACCACAGGACAUGGAGAAAGUAUCCUGAAGGUGAAUCUGGCCAGACUUGCCCUCUUCCAUAUAGAACAAGGAAGUACCGUAGACAAGGCUGCUGAGUUGGCAUUGGAUUAUAUGAAGUCAAAGCUCAAAGGUCUAGGUGGCCUCAUCUUGGUCAGCAAAACGGGAGACUGGGUAGCAAAGUGGACCUCUGCCUCCAUGCCCUGGGCAGCGGUGAAGAACGGCAAGCUGCAGGCCGGCAUUGACCUUUGUGAGACCAAAACCCAGACCCUGCCCUAAGCCCCAGAAGGUUGUAAUUGGCUUGCUAGCCUGGAAGUAAAGUUGAGCUGCCCGGU